UUCGCAAUCUUCCGCCUUGAGUAGCAUGGCGCCGUCAUACUCGCCGGAGCCGGAGGCGCCGUUCCGGCCGAGGGAGAAGGUGGUGGAGAAGCAGAGGUACUUCCAGAGCGUGCACAGGCCGACGUACCUCAAGGGGCGCUACGACGUGGUCACCUCCGUCGCCAUCCCUCUCGCGCUGGCCGCCUCCAGCAUCUUCCUCGUCGGGCGCGGGAUCUACAACAUGUCCCACGGCAUCGGGAGGAAGGAGUGACCAUUUGGGGUACCGAUUGAAUUGAAGCCAUCUCUUCUGUGUCGUCUCAACACCUAAGAGCC
This is a messenger RNA of Triticum dicoccoides, 312 nucleotides long. RefSeq lists its product as uncharacterized. The transcript is spliced from 2 exons. Bases 26 to 250 code for a protein of 74 amino acids. NCBI's taxonomy places the organism in Eukaryota, Viridiplantae, Streptophyta, Magnoliopsida, Poales, Poaceae. The record is from RefSeq and is a predicted model, not a curated record.